GAGAAAAGCCAUUUUGUUGUGCUAGCUAGCUAUGUGGGUAAAGAAAGCCAUUAGUUGUAUGGGUCUGUGAUACCAACGCUAACUAUGUCGCGUUUAUGUUUUUGUUUACAACUGCAACAUCCAAAAAUUGAACACUUUAUUAUUUGUAAGUAGCGAACAGUGGCAUGGUGUAGCCAUUAAAGCUAAAGCUAAAGUGCUGUGAAGAAGACGAAAACUGGUAGCUAAAGUGAGCUGCAGUUUCUGGUAACAUACUGUUAGCUUGCUAUCUGUUUACUUAGCUGGUGGUAGUUAUGUUUUCUGUUUAAUUAACGUUAGUCAGUGUUUACAUGUAAAUGCGUUUUAAAUAGACUGGGACCUUUGUACUCUCAACCAAAGACAACGGGUUCAACAAAGAGGCAGAGUUACUGACUGUGAACAAGCGACUAAACAGUAUAACGUUGAACUUAGCAAAACACUUGAACCAUACAGCGUUAAGCCAAAGCGCUAAUCUGAUAAUGGCAGAGGACACCCGACAGGACAAGAGAGCCAGCUUCUCCGCUAUAACGGACACCAACGGGAUGGCCAGGACCUCCGCUGUGGCCUCAGGCAAAACAGGCGCUUCAAAGAAAUUAGUCAUCAAAAAUUUCAAAGACAGGCCAAAACUAGCAGAGAACUACACUGAAGACACAUGGCUGAAGCUACGUGAUGCAGUGGGAGCCAUCCAGAACAGCACCUCUAUCAAAUACAAUCUGGAAGAGCUCUAUCAAGCUGUUGAAAACCUGUGUUCCUAUAAAGUUUCCCCAACACUGUACAAACAGCUACGACAAGUCUGUGAAGAUCACGUUCAAGCUCAGAUUCACCAGUUUAGAGAAGAGUCUUUGGACAACCUUUCCUUCCUGAAAAGGAUGAAUCGCUGUUGGCAGGAUCACUGCAGGCAAACUAUAAUGAUCCGUAGCAUCUUUCUCUUCCUGGAUCGUACCUAUGUGCUGCAGAACUCCCUGCUCCCCUCUAUCUGGGACACUGGGCUGGAACUGUUCCGUAUUCACAUUGUGAGUGACAGUGCCGUUCAGAAGCGGACAGUAGAUGGCAUUUUGGAGCAGAUAGAACUUGAACGGAAUGGUGAGACUGUAGAUCGCAGUCUACUCAGGAGUCUGCUGGGCAUGCUCUCAGACCUGCAGGUUUACAAGGAUUCAUUUGAGGAACAAUUUUUGAUUGAGACCAAUCGGUUGUAUGCAGCAGAGGGACAGCGCCUGAUGCAGGAGAGAGAUGUGCCUGAGUACCUGCACCAUGUGGCUCGUCGAUUGGAAGAGGAGAAUGAUCGUAUCAUGAGCUACCUCGACCAGAGCACUCAGAAACCACUUAUUUGCUGUGUUGAGAAGCAGUUAUUAGGAGAACAUAUGACAGCAAUACUACAAAAGGGUCUGAGCACUCUGUUGGAUGAGAAUCGUGUCACAGAGCUGGCUCUCCUUUACCAGCUCUUUAGUAAGGUAAAGGGAGGACUUCCCACACUGCUGCAAUUCUGGAGGGAUUACAUCAAGUCUUUCGGUGGAGAGAUUGUAUGUACACCGGAAAAGGACAAGGAUAUGGUGCAAGACCUGCUGGAUUUCAAGGACAAGAUGGACAACGUGGCACAGAACUGCUUUGCACGAAAUGAGGGUUUCAUCAAUGCGAUGAAGGAGGCCUUUGAGACCUUUAUCAACAAGAGGCCCAACAAACCUGCUGAACUUAUUGCUAAAUAUGUUGAUUCCAAGUUGAGAGCAGGAAACAAGGAGGCUACAGAAGAGGAGCUAGAGAGAAUCCUGGACAAGAUCAUGAUAAUCUUUCGUUUCAUUCACGGAAAAGACGUGUUUGAAGCUUUUUACAAGAAAGACUUGGCCAAGCGCCUGUUGGUCGGCAAAAGUGCUUCAGUUGAUGCAGAAAAGUCUAUGCUGUCCAAGCUCAAACAUGAGUGUGGAGCAGCAUUUACCAGUAAACUAGAGGGGAUGUUCAAAGACAUGGAGCUGUCCAAAGACAUCAUGAUCCAGUUCAAACAGUAUAUGCAGAAUCAGAGUGAGCCCAGCAACAUUGAACUGACAGUCAACAUCCUCACCAUGGGCUACUGGCCUUCGUACACACCCAUGGAGGUCCACUUGCCCCCAGAGAUGGUAAAACUCCAGGAGGUGUUUAAGCUGUUUUACCUGGGGAAGCACAGUGGGAGGAAGCUGCAGUGGCAGCCCACACUGGGCCAUGCUGUGCUCAAGGCUGAGUUUAAAGAGGGUAAGAAGGAGGUGCAGGUCUCGCUCUUCCAGACGCUGGUGCUGCUCAUGUUUAAUGAGGGAGAAGAGUUCAGCAUAGAGGAGAUUCGUACUGCUACUGGCAUAGAGGAAGGUGAACUCAGGCGCACUUUGCAGUCCUUGGCCUGUGGGAAAGCACGAGUCCUCAACAAGAACCCACGGGGGAAAGAUGUGGAGGAUGGAGACCGUUUCAAUUUCAACAAUGAUUUUAAACACAAACUGUUCCGCAUCAAGAUCAACCAGAUCCAAAUGAAAGAGACGGUGGAGGAGCAGGUAAGCACCACAGAGCGGGUGUUCCAGGACAGGCAAUAUCAGAUCGACGCAGCCGUGGUUCGAAUCAUGAAGAUGAGGAAGACUCUAAGUCACAACCUGCUGGUGUCGGAGCUCUACAACCAGCUCAAGUUCCCUGUCAAGCCCGGCGAUCUGAAGAAACGGAUCGAGUCCCUCAUAGACAGAGACUACAUGGAACGUGAUAAGGAGACUCCAAACCAGUACCACUAUGUUGCCUGAGGGGGCGCUGCUGUCACUGCCAUGCUUUCAUCACAGCAAGUAUACAGCUGGCCUCCAAAACAACUACAGCCCUUCAGCCGCCCGACUCUCCUCUGGUGCCCACCUCUCCUUUCAUCCACGGUCCUGGGCGUAGUGUCCAGGUCACGCAGAGCUCCAUGGAGACGAGAAACUCAGCUGUACUUACCCCACUCUGUAUUCUCUUCAGUGGGUCUUGUCUGCAGUGGGGCUGGAGGAGUGGCCUGCGUUGUCGAUGGUUGGUUCAUGUGACUUACAAAUCUGCUAAUGCAAAACUCAACUAAAAAAAAAUAGCACUUUUUUUCCUUUUUCUCCCCUCCUUGGGAUUAGGAUUUAUUUUUCUUCAUCACGUCAAACUCAAAUCACUUCUUUUCUACCAUAGUUGGUUUGUCUUGAGUUUUAAGUUGUUGUUUUAUUUAAGUUUUUUGUGUCAGAGUUCUCUUUAUGAAUGGCUGCAUAAAGUGCUGAGUGUAAGCCUGAUCAGUUGCGUGCUUGGCCUGGCAGAUAAACGGCUCUUUAAGAUGUGAUGAGUGAGAGGACACUUAAGGAAGGAUGACAUGAGCAGCGGGGUGGGUGGGUAGGUGGUCCUGAUGUGUUGGGGUCUCUGUGGUUUUUUUUUUUGGAGCAUACAGAGUAAAUGACACAUGACAGUCAAGCCACUUGGGUUUUUUUCUUUGGGUAUCUUAUGUUUUUGACCAAAAUGUCCAAAUGUCUGAUGUCACGUCCUGAUGUUUUUGUAGAUCAGAUUGUAUUCUAUGUAAGAGUGAGAAAAGUGAACCUGAAUAAAUGAUAUUUAAUAAUUCA
Molecule: messenger RNA, 3581 nt
Organism: Sphaeramia orbicularis (orbiculate cardinalfish)
Lineage: Eukaryota; Metazoa; Chordata; Actinopteri; Kurtiformes; Apogonidae
Gene: cul4a
Product: cullin 4A
Exons: 20
Coding region: 495-2762 (755 amino acids)
Biological process (GO): ubiquitin-dependent protein catabolic process
Cellular component (GO): cullin-RING ubiquitin ligase complex
Molecular function (GO): ubiquitin protein ligase binding
Source: RefSeq, a predicted model, not a curated record